AUGGACGGCCCAGAAGCGCGGCACUAUCCUGGGGGCCAACCCUACUCGGGCACCAACCGCAUCCCCAACAUCAAGCAGUUCGUCGAAAGUCUUGAUAGGGACAAGAAGGAACGCGAUGCCAAAGUCGAGGCCGACUUGCGCCAGAAUGGCCAAAACGGCGAGCUUCAGGCCCACGUCCCGACAGAAAAACCCGGCAAGAACCGCCGCACCGUCAAGGACCCAAUAACGGGAAAGGAUGUCGAGAUCGAGGACAUCGAUAGCAAGCAGAUGAAGACGGCCAAGGACCCAAUGUUGACUGUUCCCAACGCAAACCUCGGAAAGGAAACCACCGUCCAAACCAAAGCCUCCCAGUCCGGCGAGGAAUACCGCGAAGCCCAAGAUGUCACCGCGCCUCCUGAUCCCAUCGCCAAUGGCUCUACCAGCGACGUGCCCAUCCACGGCGAAAAGACCAACGUGCUCUUCCACCCCACCCCUUCCAUCACCUUCGAGCCCAUGUUCGAGUCCAUCGAGGCCCGCGCCAACGUCCUCUGCGCAUUCGUCUUCAUCGCUAUCGUCUUUAUUGGAAAGGUGCUGGGCGGCAGCCUCUGGGGCUUGUUUCCCCUCGGCAUGUGCGUCGCCAGCGGCGUCUUCUUGUGGGCCAAGGACCUUAUCCGUCAGGGGCGGGACAUGGAAUGGUCGAGCGAGCAGAAGCGCGGCGAAACCGCCGUGGUCAACCUAAUUCCCGAAAGUGUCGAGUGGCUGAACACUGCCGUUGGGCUGAUCUGGGGCCUCAUUAACCCGGAGAUGUUUGCUGCCGUUGCCGAUACCCUCGAGGAUAUCAUGCAGGCCAGUGUUCCCGGAGUCAUUGAGAACGUCAAGGUCAACGACAUCAACCAGGGCAGCAACCCGCUCCGCAUUCUCAGCUUGAGAGCCCUGCCCGAUAGUCACGUCCAGGAUAUGAAGGCUGAGAUUCGCAAGGAGGACGAGAAGAGCAAGGACCCCCAGGAACUGGCGGCUGAGGAAGAGGGUGGUGACUUUUACAACCUCGAGGCUACUGUUGCUUAUCAUUCUCUGCCUUCUACCGGAGAUGUCUCCUCCAAGGCCAAGAACAUGGGCAUGCAGUUGGUCUUCUAUCUCGGUCUCAAGGGCUUCUUUGGAGUCCCCUUCCCCGUCUGGGUCGAGCUCAACGGCCUUGUCGCUACUUGCAGACUCAGAAUUGCCAUGGCUCCUGAUCCGCCAUUCAUCAAGACGCUCAGCUUCACCCUCAUGGGCCUGCCUAAGGUCGAGGCCAGCUGCGUUCCCGUCAUGCAAAAGGGAGCAAACAUUCUUAACCUACCUGUCAUCUCCAACUUUGUCAACUGGGCCAUCGCAACUGCCGCUGGCAUGUACGUUGCGCCCAAGUCUAUGACAUUGGACAUUGGAAAGAUGCUUCAGGGAGACACCAUCAAGAAGGAGACCCAGGCCCUUGGUGUCCUCUUCAUUCGCAUUCACAAAGCUACUGGUCUGAGCAAGCAAGACCGCCGCGGAAGCCAGGGCGGCGGUUCCGACCCUUACAUUUGCGUCUCCUUCUCCAAGUUCGGCAAGCCGCAAUACUGCACUCGUGUCAUCCAGGACGACCUCAACCCCGUCUUCUCCGAGACUUGCGCCUUGCUCGUCACCCCCGAUAUCAUUAAGGCUGAUGAGCAGCUCUCGCUCGAGCUCUGGGACAGCGAUCGCAGCUCCGCCGAUGAUGUCGUCGGCAAGGUUGAGCUGAGCAUCCAGAAGCUGAUCCAGCACCCCGGCAAGAUGUUCCCCCAGACUUCCAAGCUCAGAGGUGUCAAGGCUGGCAGCUCCAUGCCUGGCGAGCUUCACUGGGAGGUUGGCUUCUUUGGCAAGACCCAGUUCAGGAAGGCUCUCAGGACGGAUGGCAAGGAUCACAAGCUGCCCAAGGAACUCCGCGACAAGCCUGAACUCCAGGAUGACAAGGGCACUCUUGAGAACACGGAGGAAGAUGCCGUUGUCCAUACUCCUCCUGACCCGUUGUGGCCUAGCGGUGUUCUGAGUGUUAUUGUCCACCAGAUUGUCAACCUAGAGCUCGAGAACGUCAAGGGAUCCAACGGUAAGAGGAAGGGCAAGGAAUACGAGCCCGCCAGACCAGACGCUGGCGAGCUCAAGGAAGAAUCGGGCGGUAAGCUGCCUAGCUCGUACUGCACCAUCCUCAUCAACGACGAGCUCGUCUACAAGACCCGCACCAAGGUCGUCUCCUCUAAGCCCAUUUUCGAAGCCGGUACCGAGCGGUUCAUCCGCGACUGGCGCUCGUCCAUCGUGACCGUCACCGUGCGCGACUCGCGCAACCGCCAGCACGACCCCAUCAUCGGCGUCGUCCCGCUCAAGCUCUCGGACGUCUUCCAGACCGCCAGCCAGAGCACGCGCUGGUACCCUCUGGACGGCGGCAUCGGCUUCGGCCGCAUCCGUAUUUCCCUCCUCUUCCGCUCCGUCGAGCUCAAGCUGCCCCCUCCGCAGCUCGGCUUCGGCGAGAUCGGCACCUUCGAGUUCACCUCGGACAGCAUCACCACCUCGGGCUUCGCGCCCACGGACAAGAUGAAGAUCAAGUUGCGCACCGGCGGCUCGUCGGCCAAGGUGCCUGGCGACGUGUGUUCGUUCACACCCGAUGGCCAAUCCGGUAUCACGUGGGACAUUUCCGGCGACGUCGCCCGCAACAAGCAUUCCAAGAAGAUCCGCCUGCCCGUGCGCUACCGGUACCGCUCGCCCGUCUUCUUCGAGUUCCACCGCUCCGGCAAGCGCAACACGGACACCUUCGCCGCCUUCUGGCUGCAGGAUCUGGUGGACAAUGAGGAGAAGGACUUCGACAUCCCCAUCUGGCGCUGUAACAACGGCAUGCGGCUGUCGCAGAAUUACAUCACCGAGGAGAAUUAUAGGUCUGUUCCCGACAUGCAGAUGGAGGAGCUGGGACGGCUCCGGUUCAGGGGCCGGUUCAAACCCGGAACGGAUCGCGACCAUCUCAAGUUCGUCAGCGAUAAUGAUUCGCGGGAGACGAUUGAGAGCUGGGAGGCGUGCUUCGCCGAGGGCGUCAGGGCUGAGCAUGUCGCGAGCGAGGUGCCUCCCAUCGUGCAGAGACUGCAUGAGGAGAGCUUGACGGAGGGGAGGGAUGUGCUCAAGAAGGCGAGGGAGGAGGAUAAGAGGAAGUGGUUAGCCAAGGACGGGACGGAUUGGUCCGGGGCGUUUGGUCAGGAUCCGGAGGAGCUGUUGGCGGAGCAGAACAGGAGGCGGAGGAGGAGCAGGGCGGCGAGUGGAGGGAGUAAUAAUAGCGAGGGGAGGAGUACGGAGUAUGAGGAGAGCAGUGAUGACGAGUCUCAUGACAGCCAGCAUGCAAAUGGGAAUGCCGAUAUCAUCGGCAACGGAGGGUCAGCGGUUGAUGACGACGAUUCGAAUCCCGACUUGGGUAUUGCUGAUGGGGACAAUGAGCGACCGAUGAACGAUAAUGCGGGGGGAGAGGAUGCUGCUCAUGGCGGGAUGAACUCAGGGCUGAAUGCCGGUAACGGCUCGUCGGCUGGUGAGCAUCCCAACGCCAACGGGUCGUCGUCCAUGGUGGGGAGACAGUCGAUGGAUAGCCAGGCUACUACCUCGGCUGGACGGUCGGUCAAGUCGGCUACGGGCUCGAGCAGCAAGAAUCCCAUCAAGCAGUUUAAGGAGUAUAGGAGCCGCAGUCGGGAUUUGCAUCGUCAGCAUCGGGGGUUGAUGCAAUGGAAACCAAUGCGCAACGUCCAAUUCGCCAAGGAUGAGGCCCUGUUCGCCGCUCGCAGGCUCAAGAAGGUUGGAAGCCUGAGUGGACGGACGCCGGAUGUCGAGACCGAGGUUUGA
This is a messenger RNA of Neurospora tetraspora, 3840 nucleotides long. RefSeq lists its product as uncharacterized. Gene Ontology annotation, molecular function: lipid binding. The transcript is spliced from 3 exons. The coding region runs from base 1 to 3840 and encodes 1279 amino acids. NCBI's taxonomy places the organism in Eukaryota, Fungi, Ascomycota, Sordariomycetes, Sordariales, Sordariaceae. The record is from RefSeq and is a predicted model, not a curated record.